AUGUCCCCAGAAUCUAGAAAAGGGGCCACAGCAGCCCUGGAGUUGGGAUACUGGCUGGUGCUUGUGAGCGCCAUAGCCCAGGUUUCCCAGGCAGCUGCAGACUUGAAACAGUUCUGUCUGCAGAAUGCUCAACAUGACCCUCUGCUGACCGGAGUGUCUUCCAGCACAAAUCCCUUCAGACCCCAGAAAGUCUGCUCCUUUUUGUAGUCUGCUAUCUUGAGGUUUCUUAAACCAGUGGCUAUUGAAGAGAACUAGAUCUGGAGUCUGUACAGAAGCUUCUCUAACGCGUGCCAUAAUACAGUCUUUACUUGUCAAUCCUUAACGUCUACCUCUCUGAAUCUUCAUGGAUUUCUGUUUCACAAGGUUUAACUAUUUUAUAUACACUGGCUGUAGCGUACAAUAAAACAGCAUACAAAUUUC
Molecule: messenger RNA, 420 nt
Organism: Myodes glareolus (Bank vole)
Lineage: Eukaryota; Metazoa; Chordata; Mammalia; Rodentia; Cricetidae
Source: RefSeq, a predicted model, not a curated record